AUGAAGAACACAGGCAUGAGUUUGUUAAUUGUGGCAUUGUCACUAAUCGGAUUAGCACGAGCUGCAUCUUUCUACGAGGUUGGAGACACCAACGGAUGGACGACAGCGAUGGGCGUUGACUAUUACAAGACAUGGUCUUCUUCAAAGACUUUCUACGUUGGAGAUUCUCUCAUCUUUCAAUAUGACAAGGGUCUCCACAAUGUGUUGGAAGUGAGCUCCAAAGAUUACGAGUCGUGCAACCCUAACUCCGCUCUGGCCACAUACGAAUCCCAGUAUGAACUCGUUAUCCUUAACCGAACCGGCCACUAUUACUUCAUAUGCGGUCUGCCUGGUCACUGCGAAUCUGGUCAAAAGCUCGACGUCCUAGUCAUGCCUGCCUCUCUACAGAAUACUCCAACUGUUCAACCAAACAACUCUUCUCCAUCUUCUAACCCUAACCCUAAUCCUUCUCCAUCUUCUAACCCUAACCCUAAUCCUUCUCCUCUACCGAAUCCUUCUCCAUCUUCUAACCCUAAACCUAAUCCUUCUCCUCACCCGCCUUUAGAGGAUCCUCUAGUGGUUCUUCCAGUAGAUGCUGCAACGAUUGCAGCACUUCCUUACAAUGCAGCCUCAAGCCCUUGCGUGUGGAGCGGCUUAAGCAUGCUUUCCUUCAUUCUUUUACAAACCCUAGUUUUACUUUAG
Microthlaspi erraticum is the source of this 681-nucleotide messenger RNA. Lineage: Eukaryota; Viridiplantae; Streptophyta; Magnoliopsida; Brassicales; Brassicaceae. The record is from the annotation of a GenBank genome assembly.